AUGGAAGACGUUCCAGUCUUCAGAGCUACGAAGCGUAGGAAGUUUGUACGACCCCAGCAAGGAUCAUCCGCGGAAUCCCCCGAGGCAGCGUCUCCUAAGGUGGUCGAUGUGCUGUCUCGCGGCGGGAAUGAGAGUCUGGGUGACGAUGACGAUGAAGACGAUGGCGGUGUUUCGAGUCUAUUGCGUGCACGGAAACACGUUCGAAAGGUUGUAUCCGGUGUUCAAUUUUCAAAUACGAAAGUCACGCAACAGUCCAGAGAAACCACGGGCAUGGAGGUUGUCAAAUCAGAUCAGGAUGUCGACAAGGCUAUAAACAUCACCAACCGUUUUGUCGGAAGCACAGGGCAGGUCGUCAACGUCGAUCAACAUAUGUUCGUGGCCCCCUAA
Messenger RNA from Fonsecaea monophora, 387 nucleotides. RefSeq lists its product as hypothetical. Lineage: Eukaryota; Fungi; Ascomycota; Eurotiomycetes; Chaetothyriales; Herpotrichiellaceae. The record is from RefSeq and is a predicted model, not a curated record. Bases 1 to 387 code for a protein of 128 amino acids. The transcript has a single exon.